Homo sapiens (human) is the source of this 2975-nucleotide messenger RNA. It is a transcript of the gene ZMPSTE24, whose product is annotated as zinc metallopeptidase STE24. Gene Ontology annotation, molecular function: peptidase activity; double-stranded DNA binding; metallopeptidase activity. Bases 37 to 1464 code for a protein of 475 amino acids. The record is from RefSeq and is marked reviewed. NCBI's taxonomy places the organism in Eukaryota, Metazoa, Chordata, Mammalia, Primates, Hominidae. The transcript has 10 exons. Gene Ontology annotation, cellular component: endoplasmic reticulum membrane; membrane; nuclear inner membrane. Gene Ontology annotation, biological process: CAAX-box protein processing; nuclear envelope organization; protein maturation.
GGUGCACGCUGAAGGAGCCGGCGGAACCGGGUGGCCAUGGGGAUGUGGGCAUCGCUGGACGCUUUGUGGGAGAUGCCGGCCGAGAAGCGUAUCUUCGGGGCCGUGCUGCUCUUUUCCUGGACAGUGUAUCUUUGGGAGACCUUCCUAGCACAGCGGCAGAGAAGGAUAUAUAAAACAACAACUCAUGUACCACCGGAGUUAGGACAGAUCAUGGAUUCUGAAACAUUUGAGAAAUCUCGACUCUAUCAACUGGAUAAAAGCACUUUCAGCUUCUGGUCAGGACUCUAUUCAGAGACUGAAGGCACUCUUAUUCUUCUCUUUGGAGGAAUACCUUAUCUCUGGAGACUUUCUGGACGGUUCUGUGGUUAUGCUGGCUUUGGACCAGAAUAUGAGAUCACUCAGUCCCUGGUGUUUCUGCUGUUGGCUACACUUUUCAGUGCAUUGACUGGUUUGCCAUGGAGUCUUUAUAAUACUUUUGUGAUAGAAGAAAAACAUGGCUUCAAUCAACAGACUUUGGGGUUCUUCAUGAAAGAUGCAAUCAAGAAAUUUGUUGUGACUCAGUGUAUUUUGUUGCCUGUGUCUUCACUUCUACUUUACAUUAUUAAAAUUGGGGGUGACUAUUUUUUUAUUUAUGCCUGGCUGUUCACAUUAGUUGUGUCUCUGGUUCUUGUCACAAUCUAUGCUGAUUAUAUUGCCCCUUUAUUUGACAAAUUCACACCUCUGCCUGAGGGAAAGCUUAAAGAAGAAAUUGAAGUAAUGGCAAAGAGUAUUGACUUUCCUUUGACGAAGGUGUAUGUUGUGGAAGGAUCUAAACGCUCUUCCCACAGCAAUGCUUAUUUUUAUGGCUUCUUCAAGAACAAGCGAAUAGUUUUGUUUGACACUCUACUAGAAGAGUACUCUGUACUAAACAAAGACAUCCAGGAGGAUUCUGGCAUGGAACCCCGCAAUGAGGAAGAAGGGAACAGUGAAGAAAUAAAAGCUAAAGUUAAAAAUAAGAAACAAGGAUGUAAAAAUGAGGAGGUACUCGCUGUACUAGGCCAUGAACUGGGGCACUGGAAGUUGGGACAUACAGUCAAAAAUAUCAUUAUUAGCCAGAUGAAUUCUUUCCUGUGUUUUUUUUUAUUUGCUGUAUUAAUUGGUCGAAAGGAGCUUUUUGCUGCAUUUGGUUUUUAUGAUAGCCAACCCACUCUUAUUGGACUAUUGAUCAUCUUCCAGUUUAUUUUUUCACCUUACAAUGAGGUUCUUUCUUUUUGCCUAACAGUCCUAAGCCGCAGAUUUGAGUUUCAAGCUGAUGCAUUUGCCAAGAAACUUGGGAAGGCUAAAGACUUAUAUUCUGCUUUAAUCAAACUUAACAAAGAUAACUUGGGAUUCCCUGUUUCUGACUGGUUGUUCUCAAUGUGGCAUUAUUCUCAUCCUCCACUGCUAGAGAGACUUCAAGCUUUGAAAACUAUGAAGCAACACUGAGAUGUCCAGGAUCUGUGACUGAAGACAUUUCUGAUUAUUUCUGUCCUGGCAGCAUGUUCCAGCUCUUGAUGUUUUUAAACUUUUUUUUAGAAGAAAAAUUAAGUACAGAAAAGCCCAGAUUUAAAUACAUUUAAUAUGUCAUUUUAAAAAUGAUUUUAAUAAUUCAUUUCUUAAAACACUGAAUGAAUUUUGAAGCUUAAUGUUUUUAAAGGCAUAGUUUUAUCUUUGACAUCUAAUUUACCAUCAAGUUGUAAAAUUAUUUGGAAAAAUACAGAACUCGUUUUAUUUGUAUACUUAUAUGGAAUCUGCAUGUGAGGUGUUUGAGGGCAUAUGUUUGAAAGAGGGAGCAUCACCACAGGAAUCCUUUCUGUGAGGUGGAAACAGUGGUCCUGAAUCAUUGUGCUCACACCUAACUUGAAAUCUGGUCUUACUUUCAUGCUGUUAUGAUUUCACCUGGUGAAUCAGUGUUUUAAAUAAGAAAGGUAAUAGUUGGUAAGGCCAAUGUUAUUUAAAUGAAAGUAGUUAGAAAAAUGCUCUCCUAUUCUACCAAAUUUUUAAUUUCUUUCUUCCCUUUCUUGCUACACAGUGAUCAAGAGUUUCUCAUAGUGCUUUGAAGUUAGAAAUUAUGUAUAGGAUAUUUUAAAUCAUUGAGUUUUGUGGGGUUUUUUUGUUUGUUUGUUUCUUUUGUUUUUUGGAAAAUCCGUGUCUUUAUCUUUUUUUCCCACGUGGUAGAUAUGAUCCCAUUGGAGGUAAAUUGUAGCUUCUUCUCAUUCAUGCAGUAAAUAAUACAUCCUUUCACUCAGCAGAGAUGGCCAUAUUAAACACGUUUUGCUAUGUUAAAAGUGGCAGAACAGGAAAGACGAAUUAAAAAUAACAUUUUUUAAGCGACAUAAGGAUGAAAUACUGAUGAAUCUCUGUGACAUUACAGGGAAAAAAAUAUAGUUUUCUAUCUCUUUCAAGGGCAGAAGAGUUUUCAUUUUUAUUUUUGUAAUUUUAUCUGUAAGUCAUAAAUAUUACUUAAUCAGGCCUGAUUCUACUUUUGAAAAUUACAGUUCUUGAAAUGCAGAUAAUGUUUACUUUGAAAACAAAUGUCAUGAAUGAUUUCCAGUUUUUAAAGCUAUAUGUUUCACUGCUUCAUAUCUCUGUCCACUUUCUGAAUGAGAACUUAUUUUGUGCCUAGAGCUCUCACUCACUGAUAAUGCUUAUUACCUUCUGGGCAUUUAUUCCAAAGUGGGAUCAACUGUACGCCUUUGGUAUCUGACCAUAAAGUCUUUUGCUCCGCUGACAUUUGGGUGAUGUCUUCACAUGGAAAUAUAAUAAAAAUAAAAAUCUAGUUUAAUACUGCAUUAUUUAUUUUCCUAAGGCUAAAGAGGAGCAGUCCUAUGCUUUUAUUCAGCAUCCUUUAUCUGUGACUUCAUGCUCUGAUAACUGCCUUUCCUUCCUUCUGUGCCUUUGAAUACAAAUUUCAGUUCUGCAAAAGUGAAACAUUAAACAUUGCCAACGCAAAUGUA